ACCCCCUUUGUUUUAUCCUUUUAUUAUCAUUGGUCCAUUCUCAUCCACCGUCCACAAAUCACAAGUGCCAUCGUGCGUUCAAAUAUUCUCCCAAAUCCACCAUCAUCCUCAGCUCCAUUUCACUUCAGAUCCAAAACAUCAGAAUCCACAAAACCCCAAUUGGCCAUGGUGGAGGCACAAAAAUGGACCACCAGAAGAAUGAGCCAUCCGAGGUUGUCAGCCCUCGACACCGCCGACCAACAACAAGUCCUCCUCGACAUCCCUCCGACACCACCGGCAGACCAGCGUAACAACCACCACAACAACCACCUUGUGGUCACCGUGCUCAUCAUCGCAUCAUGGUACCUCUCCAACAUCGGUGUCCUCCUCCUCAACAAGUACCUCCUCGCCUUCUACGGCUUCCGUUACCCAAUCUUCCUCACAAUGCUCCACAUGAUCUCCUGCGCCGUCUACAGCUAUGCCGCCACCACCUUCCUCCGCCUCGUCCCCUCCCAGCAAAUCCACUCCACCAAACAAUUCCUCAAGAUCCUCGCCCUCACCGCCAUCUUCUGCUUCUCCGUCGUCUGCGGCAACACCUCCCUCCGCUACAUCCCCGUUUCGUUCAAUCAAGCCAUCGGCGCCACCACCCCCUUCUUCACCGCCGUCUUCGCCUUCAUCAUCACCUGUAAGCGCGAGACCGCCGGGGUUUACCUCGCCCUCUUGCCAGUCGUCCUCGGAAUCGUCGUCGCUAGCAACAGCGAGCCCCUCUUUCACCUCUUCGGAUUCCUCGUCUGCCUCGGCUCCACCGCGGGGCGUGCUCUGAAAUCGGUGGUGCAGGGGAUUUUGCUAACCUCCGAAUCGGAGAAGCUUCACUCCAUGAAUCUCCUUCUCUACAUGGCUCCCAUGGCUGCGCUGAUUUUGCUACCUUUCACUCUCUACAUUGAAGGGAAUGUGCUCUCUCACACCAUUGAGAAGGCGAAGGGUGAUCCCUUUAUCGUGUUCUUGCUUGUGGGGAACGCCACCGUUGCUUAUUUGGUGAAUUUGACGAAUUUUCUGGUGACAAAGCAUACCAGUGCUUUGACAUUGCAAGUUUUGGGGAAUGCUAAGGCUGCUGUGGCGGCUGUUGUUUCGGUUUUGAUAUUCAGGAACCCUGUCACGGUGAUGGGAAUGGCGGGGUUCGGCGUUACAGUCAUGGGUGUGGGGCUGUACAGUGAGGCCAAGAAGAGAUCCAAAGUUACAACUCAUUGAUGAAUACUCACACAGAUAAUAUACUUCUCAACAUUGAUUCCUUUUCAUUUUUUGGAUUUUCAUAGAGGCAUAAAGUUUUUUCUUAUAAUGUUGCACAAUUUUGCUUUGGUUUAAUUGUCCUUUUGAGGAGUUGGAUCUAGUUCCAGCUAUUGGUCACACUGUAUAGGAAGAAACAGAAAAGGGAAAUGGUUACUUCACCUAUGUUCUUUUUCUCUUGCCCAUUUUGUAAAAUGCUUAUUGCCCUCUGGCAACUUACAUAAAGGAUUCAGAGAAAAGAAAAAGCACCUUUGUGCAUUUGGUGAGGGAGGAAAAUUCUGCUUCCCUCCAUUUUGUCAAUCACAAGCUAAUGUUACAAACUUUAAGUAAUCAGUUUGUCCUUUAUGA
This is a messenger RNA of Lotus japonicus, 1611 nucleotides long. RefSeq names its product probable sugar phosphate/phosphate translocator At1g12500. Gene Ontology annotation, cellular component: Golgi apparatus. The record is from RefSeq and is a predicted model, not a curated record. NCBI's taxonomy places the organism in Eukaryota, Viridiplantae, Streptophyta, Magnoliopsida, Fabales, Fabaceae. The transcript has a single exon. The coding region runs from base 166 to 1227 and encodes 353 amino acids. Gene Ontology annotation, molecular function: antiporter activity.